AUGACCAACUCUAACUUCAACCCUGCGGCUCCGGCUGCCACUGGCCAAAAAAGAAAGAUCAUCAUCUUCUCUGACUUUGAUGGUACAAUCGCCAUGCAAGAUACAGGCCACAUCCUCGUCGACCACCAUGGUUGCGGCACAGAAGCCCGCAUCAAACUCGAAGAAGAGAUCAAUGCAGGCACACGAUCCUUCCGUGAAGUCUCAGAGGACAUGUGGGCAUCCCUCCACGUCCCCUUCGAGGACGGUUUCGUCGUCAUGGAAAAGACCAUCGAAAUGGAUCCCGGAUUCCGCGAGUUCCACCAAUACUGCGUCGCAAACGGCUUCCCAUUCAACGUUAUCAGCGCAGGCUUGAAGCCCAUUCUUCGCAGAGUAUUGGACACAUACCUUGGUGCUGAGCAGUCAUCCUCAAUCGACAUUGUCGCAAACGACGCAAUCAUCAAGCCCGACGGCUCAGAAUGGAAGCCCAUCUGGCGUCACGACGACUCAUCAUCCGGCCACGACAAGGCGCGUUCCGUAAAUGAAGCCCGUCUGGCCGCACAGGCUGAAUGCGAACCUGGCGAGAUGCCAUUAAUCGUUUUUAUCGGCGACGGAGUCUCAGACCUCCCCGCAGCACGGGAAGCGGAUGUCUUAUUCGCGCGCCGUGGACUCCGACUGGAAGAGUACUGCAUUGAGAACGGCAUCAAGUACACACCGUUUGAUACUUUUGCCGAUAUCAAGCGUGAUAUUGAGAAACUCUCUAAGGAGGAUCAGGAGAAGACUGGUGGUGUUGGUAAGCCGAUUAGAUACAACCCGAGGGCUAAUUUGUGGAGGAGAAUGUCGAGCAAGGAGGCUGUGCCGACUAUCAUGGCCGCUGCUACGCCUUCGAAGGAGGAGAAGAUGUUCCUUUGGCCGGAGACAUUUUCGGAGACGAAGCCAGGGACCAUUGAGGAGAGGGAGGAGCCUAUUGCUGUUUAA
Molecule: messenger RNA, 954 nt
Organism: Penicillium odoratum
Lineage: Eukaryota; Fungi; Ascomycota; Eurotiomycetes; Eurotiales; Aspergillaceae
Exons: 3
Coding region: 1-954 (317 amino acids)
Molecular function (GO): phosphatase activity
Source: RefSeq, a predicted model, not a curated record